This is a messenger RNA of Erigeron canadensis, 1185 nucleotides long. RefSeq lists its product as uncharacterized. Gene Ontology annotation, molecular function: hydrolase activity, acting on ester bonds. Bases 27 to 1016 code for a protein of 329 amino acids. The record is from RefSeq and is a predicted model, not a curated record. The transcript is spliced from 7 exons. Lineage: Eukaryota; Viridiplantae; Streptophyta; Magnoliopsida; Asterales; Asteraceae. Gene Ontology annotation, cellular component: chloroplast.
AACAGAAAGUGGAAAGAUAACAUUUUAUGGCAUUGGCCCUGUGUUUUAAACCUCUGUCCUUACCAUUAAACCAUACAUUACAAUGUCCUACUUCACGGCGGUUCUCCGCCAUGUGCUCUGCUGUAGCUCAAUCCGAUUCUUCCUCUCAGUCGUUAUCGUCGUCUCCAGCAGUCACUCAUCGUCCUGCUGUCAUUCUUCCUGGCUUAGGGAACAAUACAGGUGACUAUCAGAAAUUAGCAUUGACUUUACAAGGAUAUGGUGUUCCAACUGUGGUGGCCAAUGUUUCGAGAGUUGACUGGCUAAGGAAUGCUGCUGGCUUGGUUGACCCUAAUUACUGGCGAGGCACACUCCAACCUCGCCCUGUUCUUGAUUGGUAUUUGGGUCGGGUUGACGAGGCUGUCAAUGAAGCUUUGAAACAAUCUAAAGGUGGCUCCUUGUCGAUUAUUGGACACUCUGCUGGAGGGUGGCUGGCUCGGGUGUACAUGGAAGAGUUCACUCAGGCAAAUAUUUCCUUGCUUCUCACUCUGGGAUCACCUCUUCAGCCACCACCAAAAGGGUUGCCCGGAGUUGUUGACCAAACAAGGGGUUUGUUGAAUUAUGUAGAAAAAAACUGCAAGAAGGCUGUUUAUACUCCAGAACUGAGAUACGUCUGUGUUGCAGGAAGGUAUAUCCAGGGGAGUCGUUUCUUUGGUAACUCAGAUCCUUCCACAACUAUUCCAAUUGCCAUCGAGCAAACUGUUCCUGAUGACAUUAUUGCAAAUAAUACAAGCACCAUAACAUCAAACGGUGCUACAUUUCGCACUCGCUUCAUUGGUCAAGGCUAUAAACAGGUGUGUGGCCAGGCAGACGUAUGGGGUGAUGGAGUUGUUCCAGAGGUAUCAGCUCAUCUGGAGGGUGCUUUUAACAUUACUUUGGACGGGGUGUAUCACUCACCCGUUGGUUCUGACGAUGAAUCAAGACCGUGGUAUGGCUCACCAGCUGUCCUAGAGCAAUGGGUACACCACCUACUCAACUAGUAAUGUCCCUGUAUUAGCGUAUAUAAUAUUGUACAGUACAGAUUCUUUCCAUGGAAAUGAGACAAUUGUAAAUCUGAAUGUUCCACCAGAAUUAUAGUCUUACAUAAUCCUAUAAAUUUCUCUGGGAUUUUGAAAUUGAAGCUGUAAUAUAUUUUCAUAUAGUGUCAAA